GUCUUCAGCUGGUCGCUCAAACAGAAGGUGGCGACUACGACCGGUGUGGGUCGGAUGGAUGGCAGUUGCGUCGGCAACAUCCCCACUGUGGCAGACUGGCCCGGCCUUUGUCUCGAGGACUCCCCACUUGGCGUGCGCAACACCGACUGCGUGACCGCGUUUCCCACUGGCCUAUCAGCA
Trametes versicolor FP-101664 SS1 is the source of this 180-nucleotide messenger RNA. RefSeq lists its product as uncharacterized. Gene Ontology annotation, molecular function: hydrolase activity, hydrolyzing O-glycosyl compounds. The annotation marks the transcript as partial. The transcript has a single exon. NCBI's taxonomy places the organism in Eukaryota, Fungi, Basidiomycota, Agaricomycetes, Polyporales, Polyporaceae. The record is from RefSeq and is a predicted model, not a curated record. Gene Ontology annotation, biological process: carbohydrate metabolic process.